UUAUAAUUAUAACCCAAUGAUUCUGUAUAAAUUAACUACUUCAGUUACUAUAUAGAGUUUAUAAUACAAAAAACCGCAAUAUUUGUAUGUAUUAAUGUGGUGAGUGUGCGUCGAUUUUAAAUUAAAUUUAAAGGCUGUGUUUAUUUUGAUUGAGUUUAGUUAAGUAUGACCGGCGUGAAAGUUUGGUGGUGCCUGUUCGCAUUUUGCUUUGUGAUUAUUUUUGACCAAUCAACGACGACUCAUAUAGAAUGUAUCCCAUUAAAAGAUUGCCCGAUGGCUAUGAACUUAAUAAAUACACAAAAGUAUGCUCCGAAAACAAUUAAAUUUUUAAAAAAUAGCCAUUGUGGAAUUAUUAAUCACGAACCAUUGAUUUUUUGUCCCUCAUUUAUUGGAUGUAAAACGAGACAUGCACAAAACGGAACAUGUGCACAUGUGCACAACUGCACCCCUUUAUUAAAAAUUGUAAACAGCCUGAAUUUAAAUGACUAUGAAAGGAUGGAAUUCUAUGAAAAACAUCGAUGUUUUUCGCCAUAUGAUGAGGAUUUUAGAGUAUGUUGUCCCAUGAAGGAUCCAUUUCAUUCAGAUGAUAAUUCAAUUUGGGACCGAGCUUCACAUUCACCUUUCAAACCACAUAGACCUACCAGAGAUGACAGCACAGAUAGGUCUGUGGAUGACAGUAAAGAAGACUUUGAUGCAAAUGAAGAAUGUGGUAUAAGUGUUAACGGCAAUGAGAGAAUAACAGGAGGAAAAUCCACAGAGCUUGGAGAAUAUCCAUGGAUGGCCGUUUUACUUUACGAGGGGCAAAACGGCCUAAUUAAUGGAUGUGGGGGCUCAUUGAUAACUGAUAGAUAUGUCUUAACAGCAGCGCAUUGCUUGCAUAAAGAUAUUUUAAGAAGAUAUAAUCUUAAGGAACUGAAAUAUGUUGUUUUGGGUGAAUACGAUUUAAGAAAUAGGACUGACUGUAUUUAUGGGGAAUGUUCAGAACCACCUUUAUAUUUUUCAAUUAAGAACAAAAUAGUUCAUUCAAAGUUUUCCAAUAUAACAUAUACAAACGAUAUUGCUCUUAUAGAGUUAGAUAAGAAAGUUAAAUAUAGUGAUUAUGUAAAGCCAAUUUGUUUGCCGAACAAAAAUAUAGAUUUACAAGGAAAUGAAAGUUUUGUUAUAGCUGGGUGGGGGCAAACUUCUACAAGAUUCUCUAGUCCCACCAAACAGAAAGCCCGUGUUAAACUUUCUAAAUCUGAAGAUUGCAAAAAUAUUAGCAAAAGACAAAUUUGCGCGGGUUCCGGAGAUGGUAAGGACACAUGCAAUGGAGAUUCCGGAGGUCCUUUAAUGCUGGGUAAAAUCCAGGGUUCAAAUAUCGUUAACUUUUUAAUUGGUAUUACAUCUUACGGUUUUAAUAAUUGUGGAACAAGACCCUCUUUUUUUUCCUUUGUACCGGAAUACUUGGAUUGGAUUAAACAAAAUAUUAAUUAGACUGAAAUAGACUUUUUUAUUGGUAAAUUAUUAAUACCAAAAGUUGAAACUAUUGUAAUUAUAGUUGUUUAUUUUGUAACUAGUUAGUCAAAUAAAGAAAGCAUAAAUAUA
This is a messenger RNA of Brassicogethes aeneus, 1584 nucleotides long. The record is from the annotation of a GenBank genome assembly. Lineage: Eukaryota; Metazoa; Arthropoda; Insecta; Coleoptera; Nitidulidae.